AUGAUGAAGCUGAGCGUCAAGAGUCCAGAUGGCAAGGUAGAGAUCUUUGAUGGAGUGGAUAACUGGAGUUUUUCGACUUUGCGUCGUCAAGUGGUCCAGCGAUUCAAUUUAAAACGGUAUGAAGUGAUUUUCCCCUACAUUUUAACUAAUGUGAGUUAUAUGAUUGCUCGAAGUGGGUCAGUGUAUUUGAUUCCUUUGGAUGCGUUUAGUUUCAGCGAUUUUGCAUUGUUUUUCGGUAAUCGUGAGUUGCCAGUAGAUGAUGCAAAGAUUUUUGAAUCAGAUGUAGAACUCGUCAGUGGAGACCGCCUAAGAUUGGUCGUAAAUGAAAAGGGGUUUUCUUCUGCUGAUAUCAACGGAAGCUCUUCAGAAAUUUUGGCAAAAACUGGAAGUAGCAAUUUGGACAAUGCGAAAAGAAAUGAAAGCGUUUUCGAAAUUGUGCUUGAUGAAAUGAAACAGAAAGGAUUUGAACGCGUAGGAUACAAGGAUGGUGAUACACGUUGGAAAUUUCGUCAUUCUAAUUCAAUUCUUCCCAUUGAGAUCGAUUUUCGUGUUUACAAUGAUCAAAUGGUGAAGUAUGUUCACAUCACUGCUAGCGUGUAUCGUCCCUUCGGUCGUCUUUUUCUGGAACCAGUUGUUUUAGAGGAGGACAGCAAUGAUUUAAAAAGGAGGGUUUCCGAGUGUUUAAUUUCACCGCUGAAGUUGGCGUUACUUGGGCAUGAAAAUCCGUUUUUACGUUUGCUUGGAAUUAGCGUGGUAGCUGAAGAUUUGUUCGAAAUGCUGGAUGCUAAAAGUGUGUUACGAUUAGAGAGGACAAAUAAAUAUGCUCUUAAAAUAUGCCGAAGUCAUGGAAUGGAAAGAAUUUGGAAAUUUUUUUGUCGAAGGGAUUUCGGAAAAGAUUAUGGUAUAUUAAAAAAGGAGUCAUAUCGCGAAGCAUACAAAAGAUUAUACAUCCGACAUGUGCGGGAGCAUAGUUUUGUGCGAAAUGUGCUGGAACCUGAUACUCAGUGUAAUAUUCCUGUUCGUGUGUCUUUUCCACAUCCAACAUACGGACCGAUAAAUCCUGAUCCUGAUAUUCCUGAGGGUCCAUUUUAUCCUUUCGCUAAUCCAUAUAUGGGACCCUCAAAUCCCUUCUCUUUUCCUAGUCCAGGAAAUCCUCUUGAUCCCUUCUAUGGUCGUGAAUUGUUACCAAACCGUCCCACUAGACCUGCCGGUUUUCCUAGAGUGUUCCCACGCGGUCCUCGUGCGCCAAAUCAAAGAAGUAUGUUUCGUGGUUACAUGUAA
Acanthocheilonema viteae is the source of this 1281-nucleotide messenger RNA. The record is from the annotation of a GenBank genome assembly. Lineage: Eukaryota; Metazoa; Nematoda; Chromadorea; Rhabditida; Onchocercidae.